This is a messenger RNA of Cherax quadricarinatus, 717 nucleotides long. Its product is annotated as apolipoprotein D. The record is from RefSeq and is a predicted model, not a curated record. Lineage: Eukaryota; Metazoa; Arthropoda; Malacostraca; Decapoda; Parastacidae. Gene Ontology annotation, biological process: response to reactive oxygen species; lipid metabolic process. Gene Ontology annotation, molecular function: pigment binding. Gene Ontology annotation, cellular component: cytoplasm.
GUGAGAGAGGGAGGGAGGCCGGGCAAGUGGUCAGUGUUACGAAGGACAAGUAGGAGUGUACACUCCCUCGCCUCCGCCACACUGCUGACAUACGUGUGAUAGAUUUAGAGGCUGAUUCCGCCUUCGUAUCCCAGCCUGAGAUCAGAUCUCUUUGUGGACUGAGCAUUUAGACUAUUGCAGGCCUACAUAGUCAUCACAAACUGGUAUGAUGUCAGUGAUGGGCCGGAGUGUAAGUCUGGUGGUUGUAGCGGUGCUCAUACCUCAUACAGCAAUGCAGAUUUUCUUCCUCUUCCACUGUCCUCCACAGACUGCUUUCACCAGCUUUAAUGUGUCCUUGUUCCUGGGUAAAUGGUACGAAAUCAAGAGAUAUUUUACCCUAUACGAGUAUGGCGGCCGGUGUAAUGCUAUUACCUUCACUGAUAAAGGGAACGGAUUCUAUGGUGUCCUCAACGAGCAGAUUGUGUUGGGCAGUGUCUGGGACACUAUUGAAGGAGAGGCUGCGCUUGUCAGUCCUGGCAGCGGCCAAGCCACGUUUUCCCUCAAUUACAGCAGUUUAUUAUUUCUAGGGAUGGGUGCUGUUGGAAGCAAAGGCAACUACUGGGUUCUCAGCACUGACUAUGUGAAUUAUGCCAUCGCCUGGGCCUGCCUAGACAUGUCAUAUAUUAAUACCCAGAUGCUGUGGAUACUGAUGAGGAAGAGGCAUCCAGAUCCCCAGGA